AUGGGUGACCGCGAGCGCAACAAGAAGCGGCUGCUGGAGCUGCUGCAGGCGGCGGGCACCGGCAACGCGUACUGCGCAGACUGCGGGGCGGCGGAUCCCGACUGGGCCUCUUACAAGCUGGGCAUCUUUAUCUGUCUGAACUGCUCCGGAGUCCACCGCAACUUUCCAGACAUCAGCAAAGUGAAAUCCGUCAGACUUGACUUCUGGGACGACAGUAUCGUGGAGUUUAUGACCCACAAUGGGAACCUCCGAGUGAAGGCCAAGUAUGAAGCAAGAGUCCCUGCAUUCUACUACAUCCCCCAGGCCAACGACUGCAUGGUCUUAAAAGAACAGUGGAUUCGAGCUAAGUAUGAGAGACAGGAAUUUAUGGCCGAUGGGAAAACCAUCUCACACCCAGGUAACCGAGAAGGGUUCCUGUGGAAGCGGGGAAGGGAUAACGCACAGUUCCUGAGAAGGAGGUUUGUCCUCCUGGCAAGAGAAGGCCUGCUGAAAUACUACACCAAAGAAGAGGGUAAAGACCCCAAAGCUGUCAUCAGCAUCAAGGACUUGAAUGCCACCUUCCAGACAGAGAAGAUUGGGAACCCCCACGGGCUGCAGAUCACCUACCGGAGAGAUGGCCACAUUCGGAACCUGUUUGUGUACCACGAGAAUGGGAAGGAGAUAGUGGACUGGUUCAACGCCCUCCGUGCAGCCCGUCUCCAAUACCUUAAAAUGGCCCUUCCUGAGCUCCCAGAGUCUGAGCUUGUGCCCCUCAUCACCAGGAACUAUCUCAAACAAGGCUUCAUGGAAAAGACCGGUCCAAAGCAGAGAGAACCUUUCAAGAAAAGGUGGUUUGCUCUGGAUCCCCAGGAGCGCAGGCUGCUUUAUUACAAGAACCCGCUGGAUGCCUUCGAGCUGGGCCAGGUGUUUCUCGGGAGCAACGAACAGGGGUACCAGGUAUUCGAAGACCUGCCCAAGGGCAUCCGAGGGAACCGCUGGAAAGCUGGCCUCACCAUCGUCACCCCCCACCGGAGGUUCGUCUUCACCUGCCCCAGCGAGAAGGAGCAGCGUGAAUGGCUGGAGAGUUUCCGGGAGGUCCUCUCCAGCCCUUUGACCCCCCUCAACCUCCUUGCUGUGUCAACAGAGAGUGACUGCAGCCACAGGUGA
This is a messenger RNA of Rangifer tarandus platyrhynchus (Svalbard reindeer), 1146 nucleotides long. NCBI's taxonomy places the organism in Eukaryota, Metazoa, Chordata, Mammalia, Artiodactyla, Cervidae. The record is from the annotation of a GenBank genome assembly.